AUGAGGUCUUUGCGAAGCCUUGAGGUCUGGAAACUGGGAGUUGUCAACUAUUUGGAUGCAUUAAAACUGCAGGAAAAGCUGGUAUUGGAAAGAAAAUCCCAUAGGAUAUGUGAUACUCUUCUGUCUUUGCAACACCCUCCUACAUAUACUGUUGGCAAAAGACAAACUGUUCACAAUUUACUGAUCCCCCAGUCAGAAUUGGAACAGAUUGGAGCUGAACUUCACUACACGCAACGAGGAGGAGACAUUACAUUUCACGGUCCACACCAGGCCAUUUUAUAUCCUAUCAUUUCGCUCCGUGACAUGGGACUCGGUGCGAGAAGAUUUGUAGAAAAGAUUGAGUUAACUAUGAUUGAACUGGCGGGUAUAUAUGGCGUGAAAGCUUGUCCUGGACAGAGGUGUGAGACGGGAGUGUGGGUUGGAGAAAGGAAGAUAGGGGCAGUUGGUGUUCGGAUUUCAAAUGGAAUCACUUCUCAUGGUAUGGCAUUUAACAUUGACCCUGAUUUAAAGUACUUUAGGCACAUUGUUCCGUGUGGAAUUGCGGAUAAAGAAGUGACAUCUUUGAGAAAGGAGACAGGUUUUGACCUUCCCACAGAAGAAAUAAUUCAAGAGGAGUUGAUUUCAUGUUUUGCAAGAAUCUUUGGUUAUGAUAAAGUGAUCUGGAAGGAGGGUGCUUCUAUAUUGUCUGGUAAAAAUGAAACUGAAUGA
Molecule: messenger RNA, 708 nt
Organism: Lathyrus sativus (Indian pea)
Lineage: Eukaryota; Viridiplantae; Streptophyta; Magnoliopsida; Fabales; Fabaceae
Source: the annotation of a GenBank genome assembly